CCAUAAACAAUAUCGUUUCACAAGGUAACAGGUACUUGAUUUUUUGUUGCAUCGUUCAUGUCUCUUUCCUGCUAAAAUUCACUAUUUUUACCGCGUGUUUCCCAAAAAAAAAUUAUACAACAAUAAACUAUACACCCCAUUACAUUAUCAAAUUUCAUACCUCACCUUCCUCCGACCAACUGGCCGGGGCACACGCUAGUGGAUUUAUAAUCACUAUCCUCUCCCACUCGUUGUAGACUCGUAGUUUCUUUAUAGAUUGGAAAUAGAUAACUCAUGUUUUUUAUUUCUUACCAAGUAAAGUGAUAUAUUACUAAUUAUGAUAAUCAAUUCUUUGAUUCUACAAAUAUAUAAUCAUGGAAACUUUGUUCCCUUAUCUUUUAGCAAAUUGCAAUAGUAAUUAAGGUACUACUUCCCACUAUAUAUAAGAGUGGAAGGUGGAGUCGGAAAAAGAGUGGAACCAAAGAGUUGGGAAUUUGAAGGGGGGGAAAAUCGAGAUAUUAUUAUGGAGCCGGGCAAGAGGAGAGGGCCAAUGAUGAGUUUGGUGUUGGUGUUCUUAAUGGUGACCGCUGAAAUGACGAUGGAUGCUGCUGCGGACAAAUUCACUGACUGUUACAAUGCAUGUGUGAAGGAUUGUGAGAGUAAAGGGGGAAGCGGAGAAGUUUGCAUUAGGGUGUGCGUGUUACAGUGUAUAAAACCAACAACAAUACAAUCGUCAUUGAUACACAACAAGAACCACCACCAAUAAGCAAGCUGAUAACGGACUUCAUUAUUUAUUUACGUAUCUUUUGUCUCAUUUCUCUACACCAAGGAUGAAAUCCUUUUAAUAAUAAUAAUAAUAAUGUUGUUUUUUUACAAUAUAUAAUUUCCAUUCAAAUCAACUAUAGGAGUACAAGCCAAACCGAGUUACAAGAUCGGAUUUAAAAAUUAAAAUGUCAAGCACUUGGAUCCAUUGUUGAGGGAGAGAUCCAUUUGGCGCUCCCUUAGCCAACCAAUCUGCACUUUUGUUAGUAGAUCUUGGUGUGAAGAAGAUACUGACUCACUCCUACUGUCACUCUAGAAAAUGGCCAAGUGUAACCACUUCCUAAAGCGUAGUAUAGCGGGUUUGGGUUUUAAUGUCAACCCGGUCCUAGAUGUGAUGACUACUCAGCGAAUUCUUAUUAUUUAGCGGUGAAACUUUAGUGCAAGUUCAAACAAACAAACAAACAAACAAGUAAAGCAAGCAAUUAAACGGUUGUAUUCAAGUCGAGAGAGGUCACCCGGAUAUGGUUCCCCCUAGACUGCAGUUAAGCCUGAUUGUAAUUUACCAAGUUCACUUUUAAUGAUAGUUAUACUGCGGGAGGUUCUUAAAAAGUCUGAAGUCUCGACUAAAGGUCUCCAGACCCUCUCAAUCUGAGUCCCCAGCGGGCGACUAACCUCCACCGGAGUAAACAGAUUGAGGCCCUAACGAACCAAACCUCCACUACCGAAGUAAAUUCGGUACAAAAUAGUGAACUGGCUCCUCGACUAAAGUCGUCAAUUCACUACCUUCAAUUAAGGGUGCUCUAUUAACCUAGGCAGAUAUUCUCUUUCUAGGCUAAAGCAGAAAUAACUGGAAUUUGAUCAGGAUUCAAGUCAUUCAAUCAUUCAAGCCUCAAUUGAGUAUAAUCAAAUCAUAAAAUCUGUACUUGGGUUCAUACAAUCAGACCUAACAUACAAAUCUAGGGUUCUCCAUAACCAGAUGAAUGGGAAAACUACUCCAUGGAGAGAGAAGCAAAAGCAGAUUCAGAUGCGGAAACCAUACUGUGAAGGAUGGGUUUCUGCUCCUGGUCGUCAAUCGGCACUUCUCCAAGCUCAAGCCGGGCUCCAAUGGUGAUGAAGAUCAAGCUAGGGCACUUGGGAACUCUGGUUCGUCACUUUCUCUCUCUAAGUAUCCCUCUGUCUCUCUAAAACUCGGAACUCCCUUCUCCUUUAGCUCAAAUCUGCCUAAAAGGCCAACCCUGGGCAAAACACGGUCGAGGGCACGGCCGUGCUUUGGUUUUGCCCGCCCGUGUUUUGCCCCGUGUUAAAACACGCCCGCGUCGGCCAAAACACGGUCGUGCCUAAAUAUGGACACGACCGUGUUUUGAUUUAGGCAAGCCCGUGUUUUGCUUUUCCAUCAGUUCAGCUCUCGGCAAUAAAAACACUGGCGUGCCUGUUUGUGUACACGGUCGUAUUUUGGUUUAGGCCAGCCCGUGCUUUAGCCCCAGCUCGACCGAAUGACUUUCAAAUGCCCCGAAACUCGUGCUUAGCCUUUCCUUCGACGUCUGGGACCUGAAAUAUGACAAAGUAGCACAAACCGGCGUAAAACGGGCCAAAAAUACACGACUACUCGCCGCAAACGGAUAAGAACUAAGGGUGCAAACUUGUGCAAAUAAAUCGUUAUCAGAUACUCAAUCCGAUAUGCGUCUGAAGGAGAAAGCAAAUCCUCUGAAUCCAUGCUCUAACUUGCCAGGGACCAACUUUUUGCGGAUCCUGAACAAUCUCGACAAGCACUUUGCAGUCCGAGAAGAUUGAAGUAGGACCGUGAAGGGAGGCUGCCAUUCUCACAGCAGUCAACAAGGCUUUAGCUUCCGCAACUAUCACUGAAGAACAGAAAAAGGUCCCAGCACUACCAUCCACAAUUUGCCCAUGGGGUUUUUUUAUGAUGACCCCAUAUGCCGCCACAUGUGAUUCCGAUCUGAAGGAUCUAUCACAGUGAACUACCCAUUGGGAAGAACUAGGCGGUAGAUUAAGUGUAGAAUGGUCAGAGAUGUGCUGGGAAUGGGAUACGAGGACCGAUUAGACAAGGCGGGGAGGAGUAGUUCAUAAAGUGAAGUCCCUAAUCGCAUUUGUUGAAGUCACUGUUGUUCUGGGGAUGACACCUUUGAAGACUCUCUCAUUUCUAGUCGUGUCUUUUAUUCAUUUAUUCAUUUAUGAUGUUAUUCAUUUUUCUAAGUUCAUGGUCAUAAUUUAUUAUUAGAAUUGAUAACGCUUUAACUCACAUACAUUGCUUCUCAUUUAAUAUAUUUUUAUUUCUAAAAUAAUGAAGACUAACCAAAGAAACUAAAUGAAUAUGAAUAAGAAAUUAUACAAAUUAAUUGUUGUAACUAUACAUGGAUUGCUCUCCUAAAAUAUCCUUUUCCAUAAUUUCCGGGGUGGAUGGGAGUGAGUUCUCAAUAUUCGUAACUAUACAUGGAUUGCUCUCCUAAAAGAUCCUUUCUCCACAAUUACUGACGACCAUGAAUGUAAAAAAAAAAACCUCUAGGUUAAAUGAAACCCUAGAACCUUUGUUUUUUUAUAAUGGUGAUCACUGCAUUAAGAAACCAAACAAAAAGGUCCAAAAAAAUGAACAAACACAAAGGAAACAAAACAGCCAGCACAAGAGGUGCGAGUGGCGAGAGGAGCUGGGCGAAGCGAGAAGCCCCUGCCCCAAAGCACAAAAAACAGAACAAAAAAAAAAGGAACGAAAGGAGGAAAACCAGACAACCAAAACAACUAGAGCAGACAACAAGGAACCAGCCUACAACAUCCCCGAAACCAAUCUGCCCAAAAAAGAAACGUUGUACGACAACUGUCUACGACUCAAGCUAGGUCUCAGUCAUUGAACUCUGUUGAUCUUUCCGUGCGCCACAAGCCAUUCGUCAAUCAAGAAAACCGCCUUUUGAUAGACCAAGGAUAUUGGGAGAGCACCCUCGUUGAACAUACGGUGAUUCAUUUCGAGCCACACCUGCCAGCAAAUCGAAUGAAGAACACAAUACACAAUCCAUCCAUGCGGAUCAGAAGGGCAAUCAACCUUCCAUAUGCGG
Molecule: messenger RNA, 3803 nt
Organism: Linum trigynum
Lineage: Eukaryota; Viridiplantae; Streptophyta; Magnoliopsida; Malpighiales; Linaceae
Source: the annotation of a GenBank genome assembly